AUGGUGACAGAGCUGAGGUUUGAUUGGUUUGGUGUCCCACAGGCCAUCUCAAGGACGAGGGUCUUCGAUGAGGAAGAAGAUGAUGUGAAACAGGCUGAGGCAGCAAAGGCUGUGGACAGUAUUCCAGCAUAUGUGGAGAGAUGCAAUUUGUUCGUGAUCCUGGCGCCAGAACUCUUUCAUCGGGACACUGGAAUGAUUUGCAAUUCCACGUCUUGGCAGCUGAGGGGAUGGUGUAUUUCUGAGCUGCUGUGCCAACAAUUGUCCAACAAGCCUGACACCACGAUCAUUACCCUUCAUUCUGCAAGGCAUGCCGAACUGAACUCCUGGCAGAUUGAUUGGGAUGCGGUUUCACAAAGCCACUUCACAGAAGAUCGGCUGAUGGUUUCAGAGCUGGUCCGGAAGUCCGUUGCGAUGAAGAUUCAGCAUGAGAGCCAGACCGGCUCGUUGGCAUAUUUCCGCUAUUUGGUCACCGGGCAAUUCAAACUGGCCAGGAGCAGCGGUGAACUUAGCCAGAGGCAGCUUUCGGACCUGAAUGAAGAGCCAAGAAAGGAGCACCAACUCCAUGCGGUCAUCCUGGACUUCCAGCGAGAGACGAGCUCCAUGCCUGGCUUGCUUUGUGCCGUCCUUUCGGGUGAUGUGCAGAUGAUUCGGACCUUGGUCGAAAGCAUGGCGGAUGUGAACCUCAGGUGUUACAACCUGGAGAAGAUUUGCCGACAGCCCAGUGGCCACACACCGCUGAUGAUUGCAGCCAGGUGGAAGCAAGAUCCAGCGGUGCUGCAAACGCUCAUUGAGCUGCGAGCAGAUUUGACGGCCGGCAGCCGCUUUGGGUCGCAGGUGGCUCAUUGGGUUCAAUUGCCCGGGCAAGUGCAGGUCCUGGCCGCUGCGAAGGAUUUGGAAAGCAUGGGCUGCUUCCGACACCCUCCACUCGUCAGUGUCGCUUGCUGGGCCGGCCCAGACACCGUGGCGGAGAUGAUCGCCAAGCGGUCGGACUUUGGAUCCUUGUCUGCGGCCACCAAACUCUUCGGAAGCCUGGAGGGAAUCACACCUUUGGGAGCUGACAGAUCUAUUGCCAAUGCUCGAGGGGAUCUGCCAGUGAUGUUAGCAUCUGCUCAGGGGCACCAGGCCGUCGUCGACGAGCUCAUGAGCUUUUGA
Molecule: messenger RNA, 1152 nt
Organism: Durusdinium trenchii
Lineage: Eukaryota; Dinophyceae; Suessiales; Symbiodiniaceae
Source: the annotation of a GenBank genome assembly